GUGGAUUGCGAGCAUCGGAUGCGCUGACGUUUUCGGGGGGGACUUGAGUGCGCGAGACACCUGUGGAUUCAACUUUUCCCCCGACCACCCACUCCCCUUGUAUUGUUUGGACUCCAAUUUGUUUGCCAAGAAAGGAUCCCUAGUUGAUACUCGUUGCGGUUUCGAUCCAACAGCCUACAGCCCAGACAAGAAGAGCGCGCGCCAUGCUGCUGAGCGUCUCCUUCCUGGUGGUCCCGCUGCUCAGCAUUACCGGCUGCGGCUCGUCCUACGUGCCGUGCCAACCGUGUGACCAGAAGGCCCAGUCCAUGUGCCCGCCGGUGCCGUUGGGCUGUCAGCUGGUGAAGGAGCCCGGUUGCGGCUGCUGCCUGACGUGCGCGCUCGAGGAGGGCCAGCCGUGCGGCGUGUACACCGGGCCGUGCACGCGCAGCCUCCGCUGCCUGCCCAAGAACGGCGAGGAGAAGCCGCUGCACGCGCUCCUGCACGGCCGCGGCGUGUGCAGGAACGAGAAGUUGUAUAAACUGCUGAACCCGUCAAAAGAGAGAGAAUCUCACGACGACGCCGUGCUGCCCGUCCCGGAGUCGAUGCAGCCGCAGACCAAGGCGCCGUUGUAUGCGAGGGACCACAUCGGCAGCCGGAAGGCUCACGCCAUGAAGCAGGCCAAGGACCGCAAGAAGCAGCUGUCCCGGCUGGGACCCGCCAGCAACCUGAACUUCCCCCCUGUCGGCAAGCUGGAGCCCAAGUUCGGCCCCUGUGGGAGAAGGCUGGAUAAUCUCAUCCAGAGCAUGAAGGACACGUCCAGGGUCUUGGCUCUCUCUCUGUACAUCCCCAACUGCGACAAGAAGGGCUUCUUCAAACGCAAACAGUGCAAGCCGUCUCGCGGCCGCAGGAGGGGGAUCUGCUGGUGCGUGGACCGGUUCGGAGUGAAGAUCCCCGGCAUCAACUACGCCAGAGGGGACCUGCAGUGCAAAGAACUGGACAGCAGCAGCAACAGCAACGAAUGAGAGUGAACGGGGGGCCCGCCUCCUUUUAAAAACCUGCCAAUCAAGCUAGCACACUUAAUGACUCGCCAAUCAGGAAGAUAUAGCACAGAUUCCUCUCUAUAUGGUCAGGUGUGAUGGACUGUGUUUUUAUUUUUGUUGUCUUUAAGGGGGAGCCGAACUGGAAAGCUCUCACAUGUAGGUCUUCGUCUGAGGUUAGCUGACAUCUCACCUCCUUAUAUCUAUAGAUAAUAGAGGAUUAUAUAUAUAAAAUAUAUAUAUAAAUAUAUAUAUAUUUAUAAAUAUAUAUAUAUUUAUAUAUAUUUGUAUGAUAUUGAUAAUGUUGUUUAUUGAUUGUGUUGCUGCAUUUAGUUCUGAGACAAGACAUAUUUUCCAUGUGGCUACAAAUUAACUUUAAUUUCUUUACCGUAGCGACGUUUUAUUCAUUGGUAAUCGUGCGAGUGACGGACGGACGUGAGGGGCGUCGCGUUCACACAUCAAACGAUGACUUCUGACAUUUGAUCCCGCCGCCGACCUCGCUCUCACUCUUAAGACGACUUUUUGCUGUUGUCGUCGUUGUUGUUCGAGUCAGAAAAGCCGUCGUCUUGUUUUCACCGCUUGGAGCCAAAGCGUCAGAACACACUUAAAGUAAUAGUUUGGCAUUUUUUAAGAAUCUUAUAUUCAUAACGAGGGAGAUGAGCAGAUCGAUGCCACUCUCGCAUUAGUAAGACGAGGAAAAUGGAACCAAGUCCACCUUCCGGCACUCGAGAAGAACUCGUACAAAUUUGACGUUAAAUCUUGAAAAAUCAAAUGACAGAUGAGCAGCAGAGUGCGGAUGAAGCGUGCAGAGGUGAUCACAAUGUGAUGACUCGUUUGCUAACAUACCGUAUGGUGCACGGCGAAGGUUUCGACCUCUGACACGCCAGACGACGGCCUUCCUCCGUUUGUAAAUGGAUGUACAGUAUGUGUGUGUGUGUGUGUGUGACAACGAGCUCUGGUAUUAAAUUCUCGACGGGCCAGCCGCCCCCCGAGCGACGGCGUCUGACAAAAUGUGGUCGCGUCUCCUUUUCUCUGGCACACAAAUGUUAUGCAAAAGACGCGGCGUCGCUCGCCAUUCCACACCGGAGCUUCUUCACCGCCACGUGCAGGCAAAUCCAUCCUCCUCCUCCUCCUCCUCCUCCUCCCCCCCCCCCCCGGGCCGGCGGCUUGCUCCCAGGGUGCACCGGGUGCCCCCGUCGAAGAACGCGGUCACAGAGUUUCUAUGUAAAUCGAAGUGCCUUUCUGCUCCACGCCACUUUGAAUGGUCAUUUGCAUGCGUGACUGGCUGUGUCGCUGCAUGAUUUAUUUUUAUUUUAUGUUGUUGACAAAGAUCUCUCGGUCGACAUCUUUUUUUCCCCCCGCGAUUCAAAUUCUGCUCCCAAUCUCGUCGUCGUGGUCGUAACGUUCAUUUGACGGCUCUCGUGAUCUCACACAUUCCUCGUGAGAGCAGCCCGUUCUCGCCACUGAGACGACUCUCCUUCUCCUUUUCCUCAAUUCUUCUUUUUCUUUUUUCGAGAUUAAUGUGAACAUUAUGGUGAAAUAUUUAUCAGGCGUGUAAUUGAUGUACUCGUUUCCCUUUUUUGUUUGUUUUGUUUUUGUAAUGAAAAAUCACUAUUUAAAUAAAGUUCAUGUACUGGCAAAAAAAAUAAAGGAGGAGGAGAAAAAAAAGGCAUAACUGCACUUUUAUUUGAACUCUGAAAAUCGUUU
Molecule: messenger RNA, 2723 nt
Organism: Pseudoliparis swirei
Lineage: Eukaryota; Metazoa; Chordata; Actinopteri; Perciformes; Liparidae
Gene: igfbp5a
Product: insulin-like growth factor binding protein 5a
Exons: 4
Coding region: 204-1001 (265 amino acids)
Biological process (GO): regulation of insulin-like growth factor receptor signaling pathway
Cellular component (GO): extracellular region
Molecular function (GO): insulin-like growth factor I binding; fibronectin binding; insulin-like growth factor II binding
Source: RefSeq, a predicted model, not a curated record